Molecule: messenger RNA, 978 nt
Organism: Pteronotus mesoamericanus
Lineage: Eukaryota; Metazoa; Chordata; Mammalia; Chiroptera; Mormoopidae
Gene: PCBD2
Product: pterin-4 alpha-carbinolamine dehydratase 2
Exons: 4
Coding region: 98-490 (130 amino acids)
Biological process (GO): tetrahydrobiopterin biosynthetic process
Molecular function (GO): 4-alpha-hydroxytetrahydrobiopterin dehydratase activity
Source: RefSeq, a predicted model, not a curated record
GGCCGCUGGGCCCGCCGCUGGGAGCUGUCCGCGGACAGGCAGUUAGGGCUGUGGGCGGCCGGCAGGCAGUGCGCCGGGCAGCUCUGGGCGGGCGGCCAUGGCGACGGCUUUGGGAGUGCGGGUACCCGUGCGGCGCUUGUUGGCGGCGCUGCGGAGUCGGGGCUCCGGUCUCGCGGCCAUGUCAGCAGAUGCUCACUUGUUGACAGCAGAGGAGAGGAACCAAGCUAUGCUUGACCUUAAAGCAGCAGGAUGGUCGAAAUUAAAAGAGAGAGAUGCCAUCUACAAAGAGUUCUCCUUCAAAAAUUUUAAUCAGGCGUUUGGCUUUAUGUCCCGAGUUGCUCUACAAGCAGAGAAGAUGAAUCACCACCCGGAAUGGUUCAAUGCGUACAACAAGGUCCAGAUAACUCUCACUUCGCAUGACUGUGGUCAGCUGACCAAAAGAGACGUGAAACUGGCCAAGUUUAUUGAAAAAGCAGCUGCUUCUAUGUGAUUUCUUUCAAAAUGCAUGUAAAAUCGUAUACACAUCUCAGGUGCAGUAUAUUUUGAAGGUGAUUAACGUGAACAAAUUAAGUUGUAAAUUUAAGUUCAACUUUAUAUACCACAUUUUUAUAAAAUCAGUGCUAAAUACAAAAUGAUUUACAUUUGAGUCUGAGGUAUUUUUUAUUAUAUCUAAAUCACAUAUAUAAGGCAAACCAACCUAGGUAAUUAUAUUAAUGAUAUGAUAUUCAGAAAGAGAGAGGAAUAGCAUUCUUAAAGACCAGAAAUUGAGGUGGGGGAGCAUUUACCCAUUUUAUAACCCAGAAAUUGAAGCGAUCAUGGGGGCUUUGCAAAUGCAGUGUGUUGGAGAAUAGUCGUGAGAUAGAAAAAUAAUGAAGGACUCUGUAGCUAAAGGGUUUUUAACCAUCUGUAACAAUUCUUAUGAAUGUAGACUUCAGCUGCUGUUAUUAAGUAGUUAAUUAAACUACAGAGUCACAAAAA